UGGAAUGAAAAAGGUUGUUUUGCCCUUUUUGCAAAUUUUUUUUUUAAAAAAAAGGUUGUUGAUAACUGGGCAGUCUGGGCUACCACAUAUGCCCCAAAUUAACAUGCUGUGUUCGCCGGGGAGGAUGUGAUUGAUUAAGUAUUAGUUAAUUUUUUUUUCAAAAGUGAUCAAUAUGAUUUUUUUUAAACAACUUUCGUAUAGAAACUUUUUGUAAAAAACGCAACGCACCGUUUAGCAGUUUGAAAAGUGUGCACGCGGAAAACGAGAGGGGGACAUGAGGGAUGUAAAAUGACUUAUUCAUUUUCACAAUGUUUCUUAUUGGGCUAGAACGUUCGGCCCAAAAGAAUACUGGAGGCCUAUAGCGUUCUCUGUAGGCGGCCCACUUUUGACCGGGGCCCACCUGCCGGAAACCACGAAACUGCCCGCCUCGAAAUUCGAACGAAGCCGAAAAAAAUUGAAAAAAGAAAAAGAUCCCCCACCGAUUCAUUCCGAAACCCUCUCCACCGUCUCCGGCGAGCCCUCCACCGCCGCCGCCGCCGCCGCGAGAUGGAGGCGAAGAUCUCGUCGCUGUGCACCGCCCUCUCGUCCGUGCUCAACCACGCCGACGACUCCUCCCGCGCGCUCUCCGACGCGCUCUCCCGCCGCCCCAUCCAUCUCGAGUCGGCGGCGAGGGGGUUCCUGCAGGGGCUGGAACGGCGGUCGGAGGCGGCGGGCGCCGACCUGUCGCGGCUCGAGUCGAUGGCGUUCGGCACCGUCUCCUUCGAGGAGCUCCUCGGCCACUGCGGCGAGGCGCUCGCCAUGUUCUCCCGCCACGCCGACGCCAUCGAGUCCCGCCUCGUCGCCUUCGGCUACGUGCCACCCGACGAGGAGGCGAGCGAGGAUGUGGAGGAAGAUUGGGAUGUCGAGAAGCUUCCCGGGGUCGCUGGGAAUGGGUGCUUUGGUGGAACGAGUUCAGUGCUGAGGUCCAGUAGAGAGAUGGUGGAUGAUGACGAUGCAUUAUUUGAGAACUCCAUGUCACUAAAGAAUCUUGGCUUCUCAGAUGCUUGUCUAGCUACCUUGUCCUCUCAAGACAGUGGUUUAUCUGGAAGCACAGAGAUACUUUACAGGAAACCUGAAAGUGUUGCUGAUGUUGAAAACAAAGUAAAUGAUGCCGAAUCCAUGAUUCCCCCGAAAGAAACAAAUGGUCAAGGUAAUGAUGCACAAGGAGCCAUAAAGGCAUCCAAGGAGGAGUAUGAGAAAUUACCUCCGUACAUGAAGACUCUUGCAACAUGGGAGGAAUUGCAGGAGGCAAUAUCGAAAUUAAACUCAUACUUCAGCAGUGACAAAACUCAGGGCAAUGUUGCAUUGAAUCAAGAUGAUGUUGGAGAGAUUGGAUUGGGGCGCAAAGGAAGAUCCUACUUGUUGAUCCUUCUGCGGAUGAAUCAGUUGGCUAUGGAGAAUAUUGAUGGCUCGAUCUUCUACAAUAUACGCAAGAGCGACUCCUAGCUAGGCAAGGGGGUCCCGACCGCUGGGACCUGGAAUGACUGUGUGAAGUUUGUUUUCCAUUUUUUAAGAAAAGAACAUGCCCUACAAUGUAAUAUGUUGAAAACUCGGAUUGCUGGAAGGAUACUUCAAUUCAGAGCUGGGAAGUGUUUUUUUAGCUUCGCCCUGCUCCUGUGAGAACGUUUUUGGGACCCUGGUUUGUGUUAUUGUGUUAUUGUGAGAACUCAUGAUGUAUAUUAUUUUGGUUUGUCCAUUUUUUGUGUCAUUGUUUGUGUUUUUUUUGUUGUGUGCCAAGUUCUCAAUCUUGAUGUAUGCACAUCUUCAAUAUCAUAUCAAUAUAUCAUGCAUGCCAAGCAAAA
Oryza sativa Japonica Group (Japanese rice) is the source of this 1841-nucleotide messenger RNA. RefSeq lists its product as uncharacterized. Gene Ontology annotation, cellular component: kinetochore; outer kinetochore; spindle microtubule. Lineage: Eukaryota; Viridiplantae; Streptophyta; Magnoliopsida; Poales; Poaceae. Gene Ontology annotation, biological process: mitotic cell cycle; chromosome segregation. The record is from RefSeq and is a predicted model, not a curated record.